AGUCCGGUACAGAGUUGUGACGAUGUUCCUGACGUUGAGCUCUCUCGCGCUUUUCGGCCUUCUACUAGGAUCCGAUGCGUCCCCCGCUCAUAUAAUGGACUCGAUUGAGCCUGAGAAGUUCCUGGGUAAAUGGUGGGUCGACAGUUUUUCACACGCUAUCUAUGGCGAUGCGGACCGAUGCGCCCAUGUCGUGUUGAGCAAGCACGGGGACGAGUGGAAAGUGGCUGCGCAAUAUAUCGCAGACGACGGAGAGUUAGUGCAAAUGAGCGUCGACGUGAAAGAAGAUAAACGACAUCCUUCGAGGUUCUUCCUGGAGGUGGGGGGAGAGACCCUGAUGGAGAUCGCAGUCGUCGGCACAGACUACACGAAUUGGGCUGUAAUUUGGGCGAAGUCCGGCUCAGCGACGUCUUAUAAUGUGAUAACUCGCACACCAAACAUGGAGGACAAGUUCCACGAUCCUAUCCAAGCUGUACUGGACAAAGCCAACUUGAAGAAAGUCAACUUCCACAAAGUUCCAAACGAGGACUGCUCGAAGAAGGACACCAUAUAAGAAGGUCUCUGUACCCAACGUACUCAUACUCUAUCCAAACAUACUCUACCAAGUCGUCUAUACAUUUACCUGAUACCAUUGCUCCGAAUCCGAACGUACUGAGAGGCGGGGAACCCUGGUGCGAAUACUUACAGCCCUGGACAAUGUCGAUGACCCAGAGGCCAAUGCAGGCAACCGUCGAUAGUUCUGAUAUCACUCCUACCUAACGUUCUGUGUGGAUCGCUCUGACCGCGGCGACGCGACGCAUCAUUUAUUGGAGGACGCUGUAUCGUCGAUGUCGUGCACCUCAAUAUAUCCCUCCAAAUCGAUGUAUCGAACUUCAUUGCACCAGAAAGCGAAGUGACUCUCCAAUAAAGACGAACUGCAU
Molecule: messenger RNA, 917 nt
Organism: Galendromus occidentalis (western predatory mite)
Lineage: Eukaryota; Metazoa; Arthropoda; Arachnida; Mesostigmata; Phytoseiidae
Exons: 4
Coding region: 23-550 (175 amino acids)
Source: RefSeq, a predicted model, not a curated record